Messenger RNA from Plasmodium vivax (malaria parasite P. vivax), 1289 nucleotides. RefSeq lists its product as hypothetical. The record is from RefSeq and is a predicted model, not a curated record. Lineage: Eukaryota; Apicomplexa; Aconoidasida; Haemosporida; Plasmodiidae. The coding region runs from base 297 to 1289 and encodes 330 amino acids. The transcript has 7 exons.
GGAGAAGUGUACGAAUGUGAAUACAUGGCAACGUCGAAAUUUAUAAAAAUACAAAUUUCAAGUUAAGACCCUCCAGUUUUGUUCCUCCCUUCUGUGUGCAAAUUCGCCUUCUCACCGCUGUCUUAUUAUUUGGUCUAUUUUUUUUUUUUUUUAAUCUGUUGGUAUUGUUUUGACACUUUGCGCUUGCACACUCUUUCGAUUCAGCACGCCUCUCCCAAUCACGAUAACCGCGUUGCAUUCCCACUGACCUCGCCACUGGAACGAGCAAAACUAAUUUCUACGCAUACACUAGUAAAAUGCCAUUUCACUUUUCCAAAACAUGGUGCCUGAUAUUUCUAUAUUUUUAUUUUAAAACACAAAUUGAGUGUUACCAGGAUGAUCCGAAGUUGCCAGAAUGUGACGUGUCCAUCGAUACGGCAAUUUGUAUUAACAAUGGGCAGAAGAUCCUGUUGCCCGAGGCAAAGCCAUAUGGCAUCUCCGCGCACAUAAAAUUCGACAGCAUAUCUGCAGUAGACGCAACUGGCAACAGAAACCAUGCCGUCGGGAACUUUUUCGCCUCCACUGGAUUUGGCGGUAUGGGGAACUCCUCCCUGUUCAGAAAAAAUUACAUUUACAUUCCCCAUUCGGACGAGUAUUUCAAAACGGUCGAUUUUUCCUACACCUUUUUUAUCUACCUACUGGAGGAUGAACUGUCCAUAAAAAACAACGUCGAAGAAAUGUUUUGCCCCGUAAUCCACAAGGGAAUCAUAAAGGACAAGGUCCAGGAAUCCUCCCCAGCAAUAUUAAUAAAUGCAAAGAACGGACGAAUUAAAAUCGUUUUGAGCACCUCCUCUAGCACGAACUCGGUCGUCAGACACAUAAACCACGUAAGACUCUUCGUGAACGGAAUCCUGGACUCGAGUUUUCUAACCGAAGGAAUAACAAAAACGAACGACUUUCCGAUAUACAUAGGGGGGGCACCAUAUUCAGUGGAGUCUUGUGACUUUCCGUUUUUACUUGACGAAUUAAAAGUUUACAAUUUGAGCCUCGGAGUGGACCACAUUCAGAGUGAAGCGGCAUCAACCCUAAACGGAGUAGAACCAUCUUUCAUCUACUUUGGAUGUUUCCAUUGCGAUAUUAACAAUGCUAUUUUGUCUUGUCCGAAUAACUACCAUUUAUGCAAUAAGGUGGAACUGUACAUUGGGGUUUACAACGUGAUGAGGAAGUUCUCGCUAAAUAUAAAUAACCUCAUAUUGCCCUUCUCCCCCGAGAAUCACACGGGCAUAGGUGUGUGUUGUGCCGAUAUAUGA